GUCAGUCCUCUCCCCUCCCUGCUAUCCCUACACCAGCGGGCAGGAAGGAAAGCCUCCCCCGGGCCUGGCACGACCAUUCCCUGCGACGCGGAAAGGGACGGGGGGGGGUCAGCCAUCUGCCCCGGGGCACUUUUCCUUUCGAGGGCAAGGCACGCUCAGAAAAAAAAAAUUCGUGUGGGCGGGAUUCGACCCCUGGGCGGAAGCGGCGGCGGAUGCCAGCCCGAGCGGUGCUGCUGCGCGGAGCGACCGGAUUGCGCUCAGCAGUCUUUUUCGCAGAAGCCUCGUAGCUCGGAGCCGGCUUACUCGGCGGUGAAUCGCCCUGGCUGGAAUGGGACUUUGACACAGAACUGCCGCUGUAAUAACCCGCCCUCUCUACAGGGAAAUACACCAUAAAUAAAAAUGAAAUCUAUAACCCAAUGCUGUUUGUUGGCUGGAUGCAUCUGCCUUGCUGUUCUGUGUGGAACUGCUACAUAUGCAUUGACCUCCAGCGAUCACCCUCAUAAGUGGGAAAAGUUAUACUUGGUUCUUGAAUGGCCAGUGACUAUAUGUAAGAUGAGUGAAAAUGAUUGCAGGGAUCCACUAAUGUACUGGACAAUCCAUGGACUCUGGCCAGAUAAAGCAGAUGAGUGUAAUAGAACUUGGCACUUCAAUAUAUCUGAGAUCAAGGAUAUCUUAGGAGACAUGGAACAUUACUGGCCAGAUGUGUUACAUCCAAAUCGCACCAAAUUCUGGAAGCAUGAAUGGGAAAAACACGGAACUUGUGCAGCCGUGCUGGAAUCUCUUAAUUCUCAGAAAAAGUACUUCAGUAAAGCCCUGGAACUAUAUAAAGAAAUUGAUCUUAACAGUUAUCUUGUGAAACUGAGGAUAAAGCCAGGAGGUACAUACCAGAUGGCAGCCAUCAGAGAAGCUCUUACAAGUGUUUACCAAGUAACACCAAAAAUUCAGUGUCUUCCUCCAGAUGAGGGACAACUGCAGGUGAUUGGCCAGAUUAAAUUCUGCCUUACCAAGGAGUUUGCCUUGAUCAACUGUACAGAGUCAAAGUCUGGUUCCUCUUUUGCCCAUGAAAACAAUCUCUUCAAAACGGAAGACCUGUCAAAGUGCAGUGAUACCCUGACAGAUUAUCCUUCGCAUCUGCGUACUUGGGAGCACUUCUUGGCCAAUACAGUCGACAUUCAGUGAAACAUGCACUAUUGUCCAAAGGAAGAAUAGCCAUUUUUGCCCAAAAAGAAUAAUGCGAAAUGUCAUUUGAAACAUUUAAGCCCUUCAUGCUUUGGAUACUGAAGCAGACUUGACAGCUCUGUAGAUGGUGAAGAUUCAUUUCUGUAGAAAAACUCAUUUUUACUUCUGCUACGAAGUACCAUUAUUUUUGUGUGUUGAAAGUUAAAUUCAUUUCAGAAUUUUGUUUCAUUGAACAUAUAUCAGUGAACAUUCUAAUUACUGAUUAGUGGUCACAGAUUUUUAGGUAGUAGCUUUUGUGUAUGUGUCAGAAAGGGCAUGGAACAUUUUUCCCCACAGAACUUGAUCAUUAGUAAAUUUCAAGUAGUACAGGUAAAAAUUGCAGGUGCAAUACAUACUCCUGCUUCCUUCAAGGAAAAUGUGUUUCUCAAGAACUGCAUCUCUGAAUUGUACCUUUGGAGAUACCUAGUGAACCAGUACCUCAGUGAAUGGCCAGUAAGUUCAUUAAUGCAAUAAAUUUCAUACGAGAGCCAGUGAAUACAUUAGCUUCCUAGUAAUGAUCAUAGUUUUUUUUAAAAAAAGCAGUAACAGACCUCUUACUUUCUCCAGAGUAGUAUCAGUGAAUUUGUCAGAGUUGCUCUAGAAUAAGCAAGUUGCUGCAGCCUGUAAUUCUUAUACUAGAAGAAGAAGAAGAAAAAAUACUAUUGAUUUUGAUCCUACUUUCUUUUGGAUUGAACCAUUUGUGGAUUCUUUCUUUUCUGCGAUAUUUGUUAAUCCUUCAGAUGUUUGGUGAUUUCUGGAUGCCCAUUCUGUUUUAUCUUGAUUUGAUUUUUCAAUUCUAGGUCUUCUAUUCCAUACUUAAUGUUCUGUGGAAGCAAUUUGCAAUAUUGUACCAUACAGCUACCAUCCCUCUAUUUUGGGUGAUUAUUUUGAGCUUAGUUAUUGAGUUGUAUUUAGCUUGCUGACCUACUGUUUGGCCCUAAUAAGAGAAAUACAGAUAUUGCUCUUAAACAAUGAGCAUCCCAACUCUUGUUAUUUAUGCUAGAUUUUAAAAGGUUCUGCACUGCCAAUAUAAAUCGCAAAUGGCACAUAUUUUGCAAAGCAAAUCUUGAAUCAUAAAGCCUUUUCCUCUGUUUUUGAAAUAUGGCUUAAAUAUGUAUGUUUUAAAGUCAGCAGAAUUUCAUCUAUGGAGGUUAAUGUUUAUCAGCAAAACUAGUUGGAAAAGAUUUUUCUAUUUUCCUUGCACAGAAUUCAAUACUUUCAAAUAAUAGAGAGAGGUGUGCUGAUGUAUUUGAAGAACUGUUGUGUAGACACAGCAAACGGUUUCAGACACUCUUCAUUGUGGUCAUUGGUGUGUUACUUUUUUAAAAAAUCAACUAGUAUCAGGGGUGACUAUGUAAGUAAAAAAAAUUUCAGUGAAAUUAACACUGUAAUAUGAUACUGUAAUCUAUGCCUUAAUACGAGGACCCUUCACACAAAUACGGGUACUGUUUUAUUUAGUAUUGUGAGUGUUUUUAUGAAUAAAUAACUAUAUGCAUAUGGUUUACUCUGGGUUUUUUCCCCCAAUAAAACUGCUUCCUUUA
Messenger RNA from Pogona vitticeps (central bearded dragon), 2759 nucleotides. RefSeq names its product ribonuclease T2 (gene RNASET2). The record is from RefSeq and is a predicted model, not a curated record. Gene Ontology annotation, cellular component: extracellular region. Gene Ontology annotation, molecular function: RNA binding; ribonuclease T2 activity. NCBI's taxonomy places the organism in Eukaryota, Metazoa, Chordata, Lepidosauria, Squamata, Agamidae. Gene Ontology annotation, biological process: RNA catabolic process.